CGGAGAUGAAAAGGCUGAGAGGAGUCGCGGUGUGAGGGGUGGGGAAGUGGCCUGCAAAGCCUGGGCCCGCCGGCCACAUCGGAGGGGGAAACCGCAGAUCACUGGGCGGGCAGGAGUCUCACCGCAGGACCACCAGAUGUGUCUGUCUUCCACAGGGAGGACGUGGGGUGGUGGCGGAGCUGGCUGCAGCAGAGCUAUCAGGCAGUCAAAGAGAAGUCAUCCGAAGCUUUGGAGUUCAUGAAGCGAGACCUGACAGAGUUUACUCAGGUGGUACAGCAUGACACAGCCUGUACCAUCGCAGCCACGGCCAGUGUGGUCAAGGAGAAGCUGGCUGGCUUGUGCAUGCAAGACUGAAGGCUCCUCAGGGGCGACAGAAAAAAUGAAGAAGGGAUUGUCUGACUUCCUAGGGGUGAUCUCAGACACCUUUGCACCCUCGCCGGACAAAACCAUUGACUGUGAUGUCAUCACCCUGAUGGGUACACCCUCUGGCACAGCUGAGCUCUAUGAUGGCACCAAGGCUCGCCUCUAUAGCCUGCAGUCCGAUCCAGCAACCUACUGCAAUGAACCUGAUGGGCCCCCGGAAAUGUUUGACGCCUGGCUUUCCCAGUUCUGCUUGGAAGAGAAGAAGGGGGAGAUCUCAGAGCUCCUUGUAGGCAGCCCCUCCAUCCGGGCCCUCUACACCAAGAUGGUUCCAGCAGCUGUUUCCCAUUCAGAAUUCUGGCACCGAUAUUUCUAUAAAGUCUAUCAACUAGAGCAGGAGCAGGCCCGGAGGGAUGCCCUGAAGCAGCGGGCAGAACAGAGCAUCUCUGAAGAGCCUGGCUGGGAGGAAGAAGAAGAAGAACUUGUGAGCAAUUCACCCAUAUCUCCAAAAGAGGCAAAGAUUCCUGUGACCAUAACUUCCACACCUCCUGAAGGAAGACCUGCCCCCCAGAGCUCCUGUGAAGAGACUCCUGUGAUCCCAGUUGAGCCCCAAGCAGAGGUGACUCCAUCAGAGAGCAGUGAGAGCAUCUCCCUGGUGACACAGAUUGCCAAUCCUGCCUGUACACCUGAGGCACCAGUGCUUCCCAAAGACCUGUCCCAAAAGCUGCUUGAGGCAUCUUUGGAGGAACAGGGCCAGGCUGUGGAUGAGGGCGAGACUGGUCCCCCACCCCCAGUUACCUCCAAGCCCCUAACUCCUGCUGGCCGCCCCAGUGUUCCAGAGCCCAGGCCUCCAGCCAGAGUAGAGACUCUGAGGGAGGAGGUGCCCACAGACUUACGGGUGUUUGAGCUGAAUUCGGAUAGUGGGAAGUCUACACCCUCCAACAAUGGCAAAAAAGGCUCAAGCACAGACAUCAGUGAGGAUUGGGAGAAGGACUUUGACUUGGACAUGACCGAAGAAGAAGUGCAAAUGGCACUUUCCAAAGUGGAUGCCUCCGGUGAGCUAGAAGAUGUAGAGUGGGAGGACUGGGAAUGAGGGGAACCAGAGCACACAGCUCCCCCACUCACGGCACCUCCCACCUCCCUCGCUCAUCUCAGCCCAGCCCUGGAUGACACUGACUGAGAAUGUCCCCCAAAUGGCCUCUGCCAUCCAGACCUCUGGUGGCUCCCUGCUGGUCCUUUGAGCCUCUGCUCACACCUGGGAAGGGGCUGUCUAAAUCCACGCCCAGGACUCUGACUCCUGCCAACCUUAGGAUAACCUAAGGGUAGGACACCACCCCUCACCGGAGAGCCUACAUUUCCCUGCUGAACACUCACUGCUCCUGGGGCCUCCUGCUGGGAAGCCCCAAGGGGCAGCUCCAACCCUUCUGUGAGCUGACAAGCUGAAGCUGAACCACCCUGAACCACCGGUCUCUGGGAGGAAGCCACAGCCGCACAUGCUGUCCACCCACAAGCAGACAAGGAAGGCAGUGCCACCUGCCCUUGGCUAAACAGGGACAGCAAGCACAUGUUGGUUCCUAUGCCAGUGGAUAAAAGGCACUCAUCUCUGGGAAAUUUGCCUAUCUUGGGAAUCUUCCCCUCCCAGGCAUUUUCCAUUCCUGGAAAGGUUCCUUGGGAUUCAGAAUCUAGAGACCAAACCCUAACCCACCUCCUUCCUUUCCUCCAGACCCCACUGGGAUGUCCCUGUAUUUUUCCAGGGCGGCUUCAUGUCAAAUGCACCCAAGUCCUUAGCCCAGCUGUGCCAAUGCAAGGGUACACUCUUGCAUUUCCUCCUCUCCUCAAGAAGGGAGGGGGCCACUUCAGGCCCCUCUGUGCAUUGCCUGGCAGGACACCUGGUCCAAGCAGCUACCCACCUCUACUUCCCUGUAGCUUAGGACACAAGCCAACUACCAGCGGUACAGAGCAGUGAACACAGGUGAGGUAAGACCAGCUCCUCCCGCCUCAGCCCUCUGCUUCCAAAGGGAUGUGCCGGGGCAAAUGUCCUGAGAUUCCCUGGGCUUCUGCAGAGGCUCUCCUCCUGGAAGACGGAGCCAACCUGUGGCUCCCACCCUCCACUUUGGUGAAGCCACAUCUCUUAUGGGGGGUAGUGAGGGCUGCAGGGAUUCCUGGAGACCCUGGUGCUUCACGAUGCAGCUCUCGUGAUUCUUGUACAUAAGCUGGUGUGUCCACCAGUGAUUUAAAGGGAUUGUGGUCAGGGAUGCCAAGAGUGGGGCACUGUGCAUCAAAUGUUGAGUGAGGGGGUGGGAUGAAGAGAAUACUGAUUCCUUUUUUUUUUUUUUUUGAUGGGAUGGGGUUUUUCUCUUUGUAAUUAUUUCUUUAGUUUAAUUAACCUUUUGGUUGUUUGUGCAAUAUUAUAUAUUUUAAAUUAUAAUGCAUCUCCCCAGAGUAUUUUGUAGCCAGGAAAAGAAAAAAAGGAAAAAAAAAAAAAAAAGAUUCUAACAGCUGUUAGUUUUGUAAUUAAAAAGGAAAGAACUUUGUCCUGAACCUUUUACAGAAUUGCCGUUAACAGCAUUAAAGAAAUUCAACAGAA
Molecule: messenger RNA, 2947 nt
Organism: Marmota monax (woodchuck)
Lineage: Eukaryota; Metazoa; Chordata; Mammalia; Rodentia; Sciuridae
Gene: Bsdc1
Product: BSD domain containing 1
Exons: 11
Coding region: 278-1453 (391 amino acids)
Cellular component (GO): cytoplasm
Source: RefSeq, a predicted model, not a curated record